Molecule: messenger RNA, 1262 nt
Organism: Paramecium sonneborni
Lineage: Eukaryota; Ciliophora; Oligohymenophorea; Peniculida; Parameciidae
Source: the annotation of a GenBank genome assembly
AUACAUAUUUAUGAAAGGAGCCAAACAAUAAAAGAAAUAGUCAAUUUGGGAUCAAGUUAAAAAUGAAGAAAAAGAUUUCUAUUUCAAUUACUUGUCUAAAAAAUAAAGAAAUCUCUAAAAGAAACUAAAAGACAUAGCUGAUUUAGAAGAAAUAUCAAAGACAAAGGAUUUGAAACCAGAAUAAGUUCAAAAGAUAUAAAGCAAAGAAGAAAAUAAUGAAAAAUUAAAGGAAUUAGAAGUCUAGCUAACAAAUUGGCUAUAAGCAAAGAAAGAAGCAGAACAAAGUGGAACCCUUAUUACUUAAGAAGCAUUCAUCCUCAUUUUAGAACAUUUAUCUGAAAAUCAAGACACUGUUUCUCUUUUAUCUUAAGAUCAUAAUUCGAUUUAUGAACUUGCUAAACUACUUUAAAAUAAAGUGAAUGGACAAUUGAAAAAGAAAGAUUAAUCAUGGAAGGGUUUGAAUGUAAAUAAUUAAAAUUUUAAUUUAGUUGAAACAUUAAGUGCAAUCAGAACCAUAACAAUAAGAAAUUUAAGAAAUUUAAACAUAACAACAAGAAGCACCAUAGGUUUAAGAAAUUAUUGAAACAUAAUAAGAAUAGCCCUAAUAACAUGAAUAAUAUGUAUUAAUUAAAUCUAGUCCAAAAAAAUCAUUCUAAGAAGAAACUAGAACUUAAGUUCAUCAAACAUAAGAAUAAUAACCUCUUUAACAUUCAAAUGAUACUUAAUAGUAAGAAAUUUCCAAUUUAGAAUCAAAUACAAAUCAACCAUAAGAAUCCCCAUAAGAACCUGAUAAUAAAGAUAAAUAAGAUACAAAAGAUAAUUAAGAUUAAACUCAUUAAACAAGGGAACAUAGAUAACAUUAAUAAUAUGAUAAUUAAAGAAAAGGCUAUAAAAAGAAUUAUCAUCAAGAUAAAAAUUAUGAUAGAAGAAACAAUGGAGAAGAUUAUAAAAAUAGACGUUAUAGAGGAAAUAGACAACAUCAUAAUAGAGAUAGAUAAUAAAAGGAAGAAUGGUAAGAAAAGAAGGAAGUUGUAGAAUAAUAAUAAGAUAAUGAACCUUAAAAUGAAAACAGUUCAGAUGAAGAAUAUAUUACCAUUGAACGCAAGUUUAUUAUAUUUCUAUAUAUUUAGAUAAAAAAAGCCUUAAUAGAAAUCUUAAAGAGGUGGAAAUAGAAACAGAUAAUAGAGGUAAGGAGACACUUAAUAGAAUGUUAAUACAGAGUAAUGAGAUUAUUUAAUAAUAAUAUAUACAAUAUAAAACAA